Messenger RNA from Colossoma macropomum (tambaqui), 1208 nucleotides. It is a transcript of the gene dbx1b, whose product is annotated as developing brain homeobox 1b. Lineage: Eukaryota; Metazoa; Chordata; Actinopteri; Characiformes; Serrasalmidae. The transcript has 4 exons. Gene Ontology annotation, molecular function: DNA-binding transcription factor activity, RNA polymerase II-specific; DNA binding. The coding region runs from base 1 to 870 and encodes 289 amino acids. Gene Ontology annotation, biological process: cell differentiation in spinal cord; regulation of transcription by RNA polymerase II. The record is from RefSeq and is a predicted model, not a curated record.
AUGCUGCCCAGCGUGCUCGCUCCGUGUGUGCUGUGCCCGGCUCUGCGCGCGCCCCGGGCCGCCCCUUCCUUUCUGAUGGAGGAGCUCCUGCGCAUCUCUCCGCCCUCCGGCUGCACCGGCUCGGCUCCGGGGCCCAGGGCCUCUCCGCCGGCUCCGGGGGCCACCAGCCUGAGCCCCCUCAACCCCGCCCACAGCCACUCUCCCCCGGCGCCCAAAUGCAGCGGCUCCCCGCGCGCGGGCGAGCAGGGCUACCUAAAGUUUGGAGUGAACGCCAUACUGGCGCCUUCAACCAGAAACGCACCGUCUCCACCUGCAAUCCAUGGCAUGGCCAAAGAAUUCCCCUUCCCUUACUUCCAUUCCUCAUUCCAUCCAUUCAUCAGGACUUCUUAUUUCCCAGCGCCGACCUCAGUGGUUCCUAUCCCCGGGACCUUCUCGUGGCCGCUGACCGCUAGGGGAAAGCCAAGGAGAGGGAUGCUGAGGAGGGCCGUCUUCUCGGACGUGCAGCGCAAAGCCCUGGAAAGAAUGUUUCAGAAACAGAAGUACAUCAGCAAACCGGACAGAAAGAAGCUGGCUACCAAACUCGGCCUGAAAGACUCACAGGUGAAAAUAUGGUUCCAGAACCGCAGGAUGAAAUGGAGGAACUCCAAAGAGAGGGAGCUGCUGUCCUCCGGGGGCUGCCGGGAACAAACUCUGCCCACGAAGGCCAACCCCAACCCGGACCUGAGCGAUGUGGGCGGGGCGCGAGAGAACCACGGUGGGGAGAUCAUGGCGAGUCCUCAGGCGGAGGGAUCAGACUUGCCCCCAUCACCCUACAGCAGCAAACACACAGACUCAGAGGACUCAGAGGACGAAGAGAUCACUGUAUCAUAACCACACACACAUCACUGCGUCCCAAAUCGCUGAUAGAGACACUUCAUUCAGAAUAUUCAGUUUAGAUGCUGAACAGGAGCCGCCAGUGAGCCUGAACGGAAUGUAAGUGUUGAUACUACUAUUGAAUAACUGCUGUUAUGUUAUGUAAUAAGUCAGUUUUAAAGGGCUCUCUCACCAGCUAUACAUUAAGGUCAACUUCAUCUGGUCAGUUUCAGCUUUCACACUUCAUAGUGCACUAUGGAUGUAGCGCCACCCAGGUGCUUUUUGCCUGACUAUUAUUCAAGGACGCUACCAUUGUGGCGCACUGCUUAGACUAGUAUGCGGUUUCGGACGCAGGC